Talaromyces proteolyticus is the source of this 839-nucleotide messenger RNA. RefSeq lists its product as uncharacterized. The transcript has 2 exons. NCBI's taxonomy places the organism in Eukaryota, Fungi, Ascomycota, Eurotiomycetes, Eurotiales, Trichocomaceae. Bases 220 to 714 code for a protein of 164 amino acids. The record is from RefSeq and is a predicted model, not a curated record.
AAUCAGCGAAUUGUAAGAGGAGGAAAUAGGAUUGAUAGGCCAUUGCUUUACCUGCUUGCCAGUCGAUUUUGUCGCGAAACCAGGAGGGUUGCGGAUGUUGCUGGUCUUGGGUGAUUUUUUGGGCAGAGGCGUGUUCAGAUCAACCACCCAGCUGGGUGGAGGAGAAGCAAUCGAAGACAUUUUGAUUUCCUUUAUCUUCUAUGCAGACUAGGCAUAAAUAUGCAGGACCAAGCGAGCAAGCAGACUGAUAGUCAAAUAGUUCAUAGGAACAGACUUCAGAAAGUGGCGAGCCUGGCAGCUGCGGGCUCCUGCGGGAGGGCGGACCCGCAGCGGAGACCUGUGCUUUGCCUGCCAGACCGACCGCAUCUGGAUGCAACGACGCUCUUCUUCCUCCUUUUUCCUUCCUGGCCAUUUCACAGCCGACGCUCAAUUGCGCAUUCUAUCUGGGCCUCAAAGAGAAUCGCGAGCCCGGGCCAUCCCAAUAUCAAAAACGAUCCAAUCCACAUCGAACAACCCCUCAAACCAUCGGCUGACGCCCGCGAACGAUCAAGGGCAUGGAAGUUAAGGUGCAACCAACCAGAUAGUAACACCCCACCAGCGAUAUCGAUUCAUGUGAUCGCCCUGCCUACACCGAUCAGGCCACACGCCGCAGCUCGCUCGUUCCAACGCCCGAGCCGUCCUCUUCAGUCGCAUUGUGGUAUAACUAUAGUAUAACUAUACCCCCUCAUUUCAGCCACAAUGAGCUCAGGCGGAGAUGCGAAGCUCUUCGCGAGGGUACGUCGUGCAGUCUUCCUUAUCCAACCCGCCCACUCUCUUUAUCUUAUUGUUUGAUGUUACAC